CUGCGUACCGGUAGAGUGCAAUCUUGCCUAAAAAACAACAACAACACGCAAUGGAUCCGACGAUGAGCGGAAAGUGUUGAAUAAUUGUGAAUUAAGAGGAAGGUAGUUCACGAUACUACUAAAGUAACUCCGAAACAAAUGGUCUAAAAAUGGGAUAUACAAUUACGAUUGGAAGGCGAGUAUUUGACCUCAAGUCAGUAACAGUUGAGCCAGUGAUGUUUAUCUACAUGUUCAAUGUGUUCCUACAGGUUAUUACCUUUCAAGCACUUGUGUAUGACAAAGUAUGUCAGAAAGAGUUUAACACGACCGUCUGCCAAAAUCUUGACAAUAAAUCAUUUGCAAGUGAGGAGGACAUUGUGCAAAAAAACACCUCAACAUGGUUGUUAUAUUCCAACAUCACCAUGGGAAUCCCUGCCUUGUUGACAGUUCUUUUAUUAUUAGGUCCAUGGGGCGAUAGAGUUGGUCGGAAAGUUCCAGUUAUUCUGCCUAUCAUUGGUGCUAUUCUAAGUAAUGUCUCAAAUUUAGUGAAUUCUGUCUAUAUGAGUGCUCCUUUGGGUUACUUGUUAAUAGGGAAUUUUUGCAGUGGCAUAUUUGGAGGCUAUAUUGGUGCACUCAUGUCAAUGUAUACUUAUGUCGCUCACAUCUCAAGCCCAGAAUACCGGACAAUUAAGAUUGGAAUACUAGAAGCCAUGAUCUUUCUAUCUGGAACCCUUGGCACUGCAACAUCAGGCGUUAUGCUCGACCGUACCAGUUAUGUGUUUGUUUUUAGUUUGAUGACUGGUCUGCUUAUAGUUUUACUGGUUUACACAUGUUUGUGGGUGGAUAAUAUCAAGCCAGAAAACGACAGCCAGUCAGAGGGUCCUGCAAAUGGGUGUGGCCUGUUGCUAGGUGUUCUCAAGGACGUUGUUAUGUGUGUUUACAAUGGGCGUCACAACAAGAAUUUCCUGAACCUAGUUCUUCUGACCUUGACCUUGUUCCUCCUGAUGCUAGUAAUGGUUGGGGAGAACGACAUUAUCUUGAUCUACACCCGGUACCAUCCAUUUGAAUGGUCGCAAACCACCCUUGGUCUCUUCAAGGGUACAGAGUCCUUCCUCCGAGGCAUGGGGAUGCUUCUGCUGAUGCCCCUCUGCAAGAAGGUCUUUGGCAUGCAAGAUACUUCUGUCAUGCUAGCAGGGCUGAUCUCAAAAUCCAUUGCCCUUCUCUUCAUUGGACUGAGUAGCAACACAGCAAUGAUGUUUGCAGGUGCUGUCACUGGUGUCUUGCAAGGCUUUGGAUCUGCAGCUAUCCGAUCCCAAUGUUCCAGUAUGGUGCCAUCAAAUCAGCAAGGCAAAAUGUUUAGCUUGAUAGCCUUGUUUGAGAGCCUCGCAUCACUGGUCGCUACAAGCCUCUUCAACACAGUUUACAACAAGACCCUGGACUUCUACCAUGGAUUCUCCUUCCUCAUGGCUUCAGCAAUCGUGGGAAUUGGGGUCGCUGUGGGAAUUGUUCUACAUAUACGAAUAAGACGUGAUGGUCUGCAAGUAUACAACCAGCUGGAGGAUGAACAUUUGGAGAUCCAUCAUGCUUCAGUAGAGCCUGAAGUGGAAACAUAGUGUUGGUUGUCAUGUGCAAAUCCUACAUGAUUGAUUCAGUGCCAAAUAAGAACAAAAUAGUUUGUGUCAAUAUCCGCUUUUUAAAUUAUUUUCUAUUGUUAUUUAAUAACAUUUUUUUGUAUAAUGGUUGUUAUUAUUGAAAUGGGUGGUUGUCUCUUUUACAAGUGUUUUUUAUUAUGAUGAUUUACACCUUUUCUCUUUAUUAUCAAUUGUUAUAAAUAUUUUAAUAUAAUAUUAUGUGAAUAUAUAGUGGUAACUUGUUCCAAUUGUGUAAUUGUUUUUGUUGGAAUAAAAUUCUACUUCAUCUAAUUUAUUUAUUUGAUAGCAUGUCCUGUUAUCUUUAUACAGUGAAAAUAUAUUUUAUUUUAAACAAAAAAAAAUGUGUCAAUGACUCAAUGACUUCAUUUGCACCGGAAGACAAAAUUAUUUUUCGAGAUUGUUAAACUGCCCUUGUGCCUUAUAUAUCAUAAAGAUCAUCUUUCAUAAUAACAAGAAAAUGAGCCUUGCUCUGUGAAAAUGGGGUUAAAUGCAUAUAUGUAAAAUAUCAUGAAAGCGGAAAGUGCGGACUGCACAGGCUAAUCUAAGAUGACACUGUAAGCACAUGCAUUAAACCCCCUUUUCACAGAGCUCAGCCCAUAUAUGUUAUGUUUGAUAACUAAAGAGUUUCGUGCCUCAUAAGAACAGCAUUCACACUUGAUAAUAUGCAUAUUAUGAGAACUGCUUUGAACUUGAUUACAAAAACUGCUUUGUAGUUUAUUACAAGAACUGCAUGGUACAAGAUACCAAGAACUUCUAUGUAUUGUAUUAUUGUAUAAUUAAACAAGAUAACUUCAUCUUAAUUGUACUUGUUCAACUGUCAUUGUUCUUGAUAAGAAUAUAACUAUUUGUGUGCUCACAUUCACAAGUGCUUGCUAAAUUGGAUUGUAUGUAUGAAAGAAACUGUUAUGAAAACAUACUAACUUUAAAGGUCAAAGUUUUGAAAUGAUAACCCAAAUUUAUGAUGUGGUGAUGUUGUUGUACUUAUAUAGCAGGAUUGGUUUGUAAUGUAUGUGGUGAAUAAACUUAUUGCUCAUGUUGUACGUCCCAUUGGUCUAUGUUGUUAAACAUGUGCCCAUAUGAUAUGCCUGUAGUGAUGUGGAUUAGUAUUAAUAUAAAAAUUGUGAUUCCAUAUAUUAAAUAGAUGAUAUUUUUUAUUUAUCGCCCGCCAUAGGCCGUCCGGCAAUUUUGUGUCCGGAGCCUUAUCUUGAAAGUGCUUUGGCUGAUUUCAUUGAAACUUGGUAUGAGUAUAUAUAUGGAUAAGAGAAGGAUGCACGCCAAAUGGCAUUCUACACAAUCUGUUAAUAACGGAGUUAUGGCCAUUUGUAUCUUGAAAAAAAUGCUUUUUUGUCCGGAUCUUGGAAGUGCUUUGGCCGAUUUCAUUGAAACUUGGUAUGAGUACAUAUAUGGAUCAGAAGAUGAUGCACGCCAAAUAGCAUGUACACCAUUGGAUAAUAACGGAGUUAUGGCCCUUUGUGUCUUGAAAAAAUGCUUUUUAAUAUAGCACUUUUGUGUCUGGAGCCAUAUCUUGGAAGUGCUUCGACGGAUUUCAUUGAAACUUGAUACGAGUAUAUAUAUGGAUAAUAGGAUGAUGCACGUUGGCGUUGUCCAUCCGUCCAGAAAACUUGUGUCCUGAAGUAUAUUGGCGGGGGAUAUCAAUUCAACGAAUUUGCUUGUUUACUUUAGACAUGUACUAUUUUCAAAUUCAGUAUAUCAUGAAAUGUAUGUUACAUUAUUUCAUGUAAUAAUACAUGCUUUGUGUUCAUUAAAUGAAAUAAAAUAUUCAAUAUUUUUAA
This is a messenger RNA of Dreissena polymorpha, 3424 nucleotides long. RefSeq names its product proton-coupled folate transporter-like. Bases 150 to 1592 code for a protein of 480 amino acids. The record is from RefSeq and is a predicted model, not a curated record. The transcript has 6 exons. Lineage: Eukaryota; Metazoa; Mollusca; Bivalvia; Myida; Dreissenidae. Gene Ontology annotation, biological process: transmembrane transport. Gene Ontology annotation, molecular function: transmembrane transporter activity. Gene Ontology annotation, cellular component: membrane.